Messenger RNA from Cyclopterus lumpus (lumpfish), 5109 nucleotides. Its product is annotated as transcriptional repressor scratch 1-like. The coding region runs from base 808 to 1647 and encodes 279 amino acids. Gene Ontology annotation, biological process: regulation of DNA-templated transcription. The transcript is spliced from 2 exons. Gene Ontology annotation, molecular function: DNA-binding transcription factor activity, RNA polymerase II-specific; RNA polymerase II cis-regulatory region sequence-specific DNA binding. Lineage: Eukaryota; Metazoa; Chordata; Actinopteri; Perciformes; Cyclopteridae. The record is from RefSeq and is a predicted model, not a curated record.
ACACUCACUGGAACACCUCGCGGACGCUGCAGAGAGAGAGAGUGGGAGAGAGAGAGAGAGAGAGACCGAGGGGAAGAGAGAGAGAGAGAGAGAAGAGAAAGAGGGGACGCUGUUGAUCCAUUCAUUCGCCCGCAGGGAGUGUUACUGUGUGUUUGUGUUUUUUUACCGACCUGAGUAGUCAUUAACGGGAAUUAAGGACUAUUUCUGCACCAAAGAGGGACGGGCACAGUGUCCGAGAUUUUUCUUUUUGAAAAAGCUUCCAAAAUCGUCCUCCCCCGGCCCCCCCCCCGCCCCCCCCCCCCCCUCCCCCUCUUAUGUUCUUCGCAUCCCUCCCUCCCUCCUCGAUCUCCUCUUCCGCUUCUUUAAAGGGGCCCGAGAGUCGCCGCGCGCUCCGCAGGGUGCCUUCCACCGCUUGUUAUAUUGUUUUAUUUUUUGUUGUUGUUGUUUUGUUGACAGCUCACGAGCUUCUCUGCCCCCUGUGUCUGCUGCGCGCUCGCGAGCAGAGUGCGCGAGGAACCCCCCGCGGGGGAGCUGUCCGGUGCUGAAGUUGAAUUCCUCACCCUCUCUGCACAAGGACUACAGCAGGGAGACGGAACACUCAAGAGAAUUAAGAACUGAGCCGCGGUUGAACUAUUUUACCGGAUCCACUCGCAGAGCGCGCUUCCUCCCCAAAACCUGAAGACGUCGUCCUCCCACUCUCCCGUCCUGCUGGUGUGUAACGGGCGAAUCAGCACGCUGGCCAGGCCGUCGGGAAGCGGCUGUGUUUGUGAGAGUGUGUCGUUGUGUUGGUGAGCGCGUCGCACCACCAUGCCAAGGUCUUUCCUGGUGAAAAAGGUGAAACUAGAUGAUUUCGCCGGAGCGGAUUUGGAGAACGUCUACCGGCACAGGACAGGCCUCAGCCUGCGGCUGCAUGACAAAGCUCGAUACAUCAGUGACUACAUCAGCCCUGUUGUGUACGAUGGUGAGAGUGACGGUGGGAUCAAAGUGCCCUCCCCAGACCCCAUUUACGAUGGUAUCCACAGUGACUAUGGGGCCCCUGACUCCGAGUCCCCUGACAGUCCCAGUUCAGAAAUCACCGACGGCUACAUCAACGGAGAUGCUGCCGUGAGUGAGGGUUACACAGUCGAUGCCUUCUUCAUCACCGAUGGCCGCUCCAGGAGGAAAGCUAUCAGCAGUCCCAGGGCCAUCCAGAGGCACACCUGCAACGAGUGCGGCAAAACCUACGCCACGUCUUCCAACCUGAGCCGGCACAAACAGACACACCGCUCGCUGGAUAGCAAGCUGGCGAAGAAAUGUCCGACGUGCAGUAAGGUGUACGUGUCCAUGCCCGCCAUGGCCAUGCACCUGCUCACUCACGACUUGAAGCACAAGUGUGACGUGUGUGGGAAGGCGUUCAGUCGACCGUGGCUUUUGCAGGGCCACAUGCGCUCUCACACAGGCGAGAAGCCUUUCGGCUGCGCCCAAUGCGGGAAGGCCUUCGCAGACCGCUCCAACCUGCGCGCUCACAUGCAGACCCACUCGGCCUUCAAGCACUUCAAGUGUAAACGCUGCAACAAGACCUUCGCGCUCAAGAGUUACCUGAACAAGCACUAUGAGUCUGCCUGUUUCAAAGGCCCCUUCUCUCCUCUCGGCCCCCUAGAUGCAUGACCCCCCCGCAUAGAUAAAACAGCAGACAAAACUGCAGACAUAAAUUACCAUUAUCCUUACAGACUGAACUGCAGUCACAAACAAUCUAUUUUUGGUCAGAAUGUGACCUUGCUCUCCCUCGCCCCCCCACUCUCUCACCUGCCCCCCACCUUGCUUUCCCUUGGAGCCUGUUCAUAACGAUGACGAUAGCACAAUUUUUCUCCUUGAGAUUUGCCCACUUAAGGAUUUAACUGAUCUACGCAUGCAACUUCCUCAAAAACUCUCCACCUCCUCCUUCUCUGACUGUUCUGGAUGGAGACAAUAAUACUUACACGGCUUCCUUCUGGCAAUUAGAGACAGUACGGCAUCCUAUAUUUUGAGACACUGAUGAUGAUAAUGAUGAUGAUGAUGAAGAUGAAGAUGGCGACAAAGACAAUAGUAAGCCUAUAGCUACUGGGUUCCUCCUUGCACUGAAAAGCAGUGAAAGAGUUUUUUUUCUUUUCAUUUUGUUUUCUAGGGGAAUAAUUAUAGUAAUAAUGAUGAUAAUAAUAAUGUUCUGCUGCACCAAGUGACCAUAUUCUCUCCACUACUGAGGUACAAAUACUAUUUAUUUAUUUACUUAUUUUCGCAUUGCUUUCUUCUUUUUUAUCUGUUGUAUGUUUAUACUUGAUUUGAUAAUAACGAAAUGAUACCGUUAAUUUAUUUGUUGCACUUUAAUUUCUUUAUAUGUAUGUAGGAUAAUUGCCAACCUCUUUCUAUCAGUACAGGCCAAAGCAUAUGUCACUUUUUUUUUAGUACUAUUUUUCUUAAUACGUUUGUUUUUUUUUCUUCUUCUUAACGUUAUUGCAUGCAAAAAAAAAGAAAAGAAAUCUAUGCCAACAUCAUAAAAGCUUAUGAUUUUUGCCAAAUUCCUAUAGAUAGAACCUGAGGGCAAUAUUUUUCUCUUGGAGCCUCCGUAGGACUCUUUAAAAGCAAUAAUCACCUAAUGCAUGGUAUUUUAUGAUGAAGUUAUGAAGUAUUACCAUACUGUAUAGCAGUUAAAAUCAGGUAUGUUUUACUUCACCUAUAGUCAUGAACAGAAGAAUACUAAUAUUACAGACAUCAGGGAACAUGCCAAUGUAGUGUUAGAGAAACAAAAAGAAAAGUCCUGUCUUUCCUCUCUUGUUAUGCACUGCCUGCCUCUUAGUGAGUAGAACUAAUGUAGGAUGUAGGCUAGAGAGGCUGGGAUCAGCUGCCUGCUGGGUGUGAGGCCUAUUGUAGGACUAUAACCCUGACAGACCCGUGCUUGGCUAAUUCUAGCAUGAAAUAAGCUUGCUAACAAUAACCAGGGGAGGCCUAACUUAGGCCUCUCACCAUUUUACUGGAUUGGAUCAUUGGCCAUUCAUGAGAGAUUAAGGGUUCAUCAAGGGUCUGGCAUGUUAAAAUGGGACCUGUUGAAAACACAUCUUCUGAUACAAAGAAAUGAUCAAAUAAGGUCAAUACAGCAAUCAGAUCCGAAUUUGACACGAAAGUAAGCAUACGGUACCUAGACACUCUCAGUAUGAUUUCGAUAGAAAACCAAGUCAAAGUUGGGUCCAUUGUUGAAGUUGGACUUUAAAUGCACUGCAUUAUUCAACUCCUCUUCCAGUGCACUUCCAAACCAUAAAGUGUGCAUUCUUAAAGCACAGGAAAAGCAUGCACUUUAGCUGGAUGGUCCGAUUGCAGCUUAACUGUUACAGUCCAAUAGAUACAUUAGGCCAAGUCCUGAUUAUUCUGCAGUAGGCCCCAUUUAGCCCUACUGGGCUGACCAUGAUAAUAAUUCUACAGGUGAUGUACCUACCGGCUCUCUCUCAUUAACCUGAACCCACAGAUACGUUUUUAUCUAGGUGGCCAAUACCAGUGUUGCUGAACCCAGUUCUCUGCAGCUCAGAAACCUUUUCUACAGACUCAUGGAGCUUCCUGAGAGACAGACUGACACAGAUCCGCACAAAACAUAAAGUGUUUGUUUAUAUGCCAUAUGUAUUCAUUGUAACUUUGCAUAGAAACACAUGGGCACAAGUGCAUCAGUUCAUGCACACAAGCAAGCACACAGUGAGCGAUACACAAGGAGAAUCUGACUACAGUCAAUUGAAAUUAAAUUGGUUUAAUAUUCAGAUGUGAAUCCCUGACAAAAGAAGUUUGGAUAAUUGCAAUGCAUCCUCAGGCAUGAGAUUAGUGAUAUCCAACACCAUUUAGGGUUUCAGGGACAAAAGGAGAGUCUGCUCUGAUACGUGGAGCCAGAAUCUAAUUUCAUUUACAUCUCAGAGAUAAAGUUAAAGGACCUGUAUGAAAUCAAAGGCUGUCAGAUCUAUAGUCUGAAGUCAAAAAGUCAACAUUUUGUUUUGAAAGUCUUGUUGCAGGAGUCGAUACAAUCUUUAAGUCUUUCACAAAGCAUCUUUUUUUAAUGUGGCUUACAAGUCAGUGAGAAAGAGGCAGUUUUUGUUGUGACUGGAGCAACAUCAGUAUGCAAGUCAGCACAUUACAGGUCUUAUUUCUCUUAUUGAUGUGUGAACUAGAUUUGAGCUGCAAUAACUUGAAUUGUAUCAGACCAUUAGUUACAAAGCUUCCACUUUUUCUGAUUUUAAACUCUUUGCCAAAAUACUCUACACAUAAGAGUGGGUAAAAAACAUAACAUUUGGUGCUUUAACACUUACAAGUUCGACACAAAUACAAUCCCAGAUCAAAAGCACAAGUUUGGCAAAGAACACAACAGCAUUACAAUAUUUCUCAUGCUAGAGAUAUAAAUAAGAAUAUGCUAUUAUUUUAACCACCAACUCUAACAUCUUAUUAUUAUCAUUUCCAUCUGAAUGAGAAAAAACCGUAAUAACACAAUUUCUACUACAACAAACCACCGAGUCUCUCUGACAGCUCUCUGUUUAGGCAUCACAAAUUGUAUUUGUGUCGUAUUGUGUUUUAAAACUCUCUGCAACUUUGCACUGCAGCCUAAACGUCUUAAGGGUAUUAGGCUGAAGUUGUUGUUGUGGCUGUCUGGUGGUUUUGGGAUAGAAAAGGUGUGUGUGUGUGUGUGUGUGUGUGUGCGUCUGUCUGACUGUGUGUCUGUCUCUGGGUGAGCUCCAGGUCUGUUCUCUCGAAGCACUUCCAUUCUAGUCAUCUCCACCUUAAAGAAAGUAGCACAAUGAAACUAACUAGAAUUCAGGUAGAGAAGAAUUAAAAACCUUGUACUAGCUUGACCUCUCUUCUUUUUUUGUAUUUCCAAGUUACGGAAUGAUGAUAACCUAAAUAAUAAUUUAUUGCAGGAGGGUUUGUAAAGAAUCCUUUGGAUUGAGACAUUUUUACUGCUGUAUAGCGAUAUCUAACACACCUUAUUCUCAAGAGGUUUGGCUCUCAGUUGCAGAGACAGGAUCUCUUGGGUUUUUUGAGCCAGAAUUCAGACAAUGUAAGCACAAUGAACACAAAGCAUUUUGUGGCACUUCAUAAUAAAGAAUAAUCUUAACCAACCAGGGC